GUACACUUCUCAAUUCUCAUACUUACGGACUCAAACUCUCUCUUCUCUCUUCUCUCUCACUGUUACUAGAGUCUCGUCUCCUUCACACUCGCCGGCGUCUCGUCGUUCGUUUCGUUUUGUCGCCGGCAUUUCAACGUCUCGUGGCCUUUCCUGGGCUACUCGUCGCCGGCGACAGAGGCGUCGCUCGUCGUCUUCUGGUUUUGGGUCCUCGCCGUCGCCGAGUCACCGUGGACCGUCGUGGGGUCGUCGCGUGCUUCGUCCCUCGUCGUCUUCUGGUUUCGAGUCCUCCCCGUCGCCGAGUCUCCGUGGACCAUUAAUCUUCUGGGCAUUUUCAAUAUACUUGGAGGCUGUUGCAAUACUGCCCCAGUUGGUUUUGUUGCAACCAAGUGGAAAUGUGGACAAUUUGACAGGGUAAUAUAUAUUCUUUCUUGGGUAUGUGUGCUUCUGUUUAUGUUAGUUUCCUCUCUAAGAUUUGCCUUAUGAUUUGGUUGCUUAUACCAUGAACAUCCACCUUUAUGUUUGUCGUCACCGAACAGUCACAUCAAAAGGGUUUAAUUUCCAUCUCAUUGCUAGGAAAUUAAGUCCCUGGAGAGUGAUGUGUUAUACAUUAUUUUACCUCUACUGGAUCUCUAUUUGGGACAAAAAUUUUCAAUGCUACCUUAUCAUAUAUCCUCUUUCUUCUCCUGAAGAACACCAUCCAGCUUCAGUAUUUCCUAUUUUGCCUACAGUUUUGAUGCUUGCAUAACUAUUUGAAUCAAUUUAAUUUGAGCAAUUAGCUCUAGAAGUUUAGGUAUUGUUAUAGCCUUAUUUUGAGGAACUAAUUUGAAUUUUAGCGAGUAGCUUCAGAUAUUAUGCACACUAGAAGAAUAAUCAUGAAUGAAUCCAAAAUGUGUUUUGCCAUACUUGUCCCGUUUCUUUUUUUUUUAUUGUGCCAAUUGAAUGAUAAAAUGUUCAAUUUUAUGGAUGCAUGUUCAAGUUUUUGUUGUUUAGUAGAUAUAGAUACCAUAGUUACAACAAGAGUUGUUUUUCACUUUUUAUUGAUUUUUGCUUUACGGCUCAUACAGCGAACCAUUCUUACCCUAAUAAUUGUUUUGAAGUGGAGUUAAAUCUCAAUUUGGUCCCUGAAAUUUAGUCCGAUGCUCAAAAUGACCCCCACAAUUUUAUUGGCCCCAAUUAGAACCCCCAAAUUUGCAAUUGUGGCUCCAACUUGCCCCUGCAAUCAUCUCCGUCACCAGAAUGCUGAUUUGAUGCAAUUGCAUGACACGGUGGAUACUACUUAAACGACGGCGCAUUGGUUUCGCGUCCAAACCAUUUGGAAACCACGUCAUUUCAAUUUUUUGUGGGUUAAAACUCUCUUUCCAUUACGACGAUCAUAAGUUGCGAAACAUCAAUGAAACCUUUACACUACGUGGUUUCCAAAGGGUUUGGCGCGAAAACCAAUGCGCCGUCGUUUAAGUAGUGUCCACCAUGUCAUGCAAUUGCGCUAAAUCAGCAUUUCGGUGACGGAGAUGAUCGCAGGGGCAAGUUGGAGUCACAAUUGUAAAUUUUUGGGUUCUAAUUGAGGCCAACGAAAUUGUAAGGGUCAUUCUAAGUAUCAGGCCAAAUUUCAGGGGUCAAAUUGAGAUUUAACUCUUUAAAGUGCAUUUAAAGUUUCUUUCCUUUCGGGCUCAGCCCGUCUCUAUGGCAAAAAUAUUAACAUCUCAGUCUGGAAAAAAAACCACCUAUGCAUUGAAGAAAAGAAGGAAAGCUCUUGCAGACUAUGCGAACUGCGAAGCUCAGACAGACAAAGUCAUCAUCGCAGGCUCGGUCGCCAUUCAUCGCAACGGAUCGGCGAGGCUGCUCUAACGUCAUCUGAAACAGAUGCAGAUUUUCAAAAGGGCACAAGAAGAACCAAAUCACGACUGCAGAGCAAGUAGAAGCACAGAACACCCUGGGAGGAAUUGAAUUGAAUCGAAUCAAGGGAAAUGAGGAUAGUUGGGUUGUCCGGCGGAAUCGCGUCUGGGAAGAGCACCGUUUCCAAUCUCUUCAAGUCCCAUGGGAUUCCUGUUGUUGACGCUGACGUCAUCGCUCGUGUUCGUUAUUUAUUCUAAAUCUUUUUCUUGUGAUGAUGCUUUGAAGAAAGGUAGCGGUGGAUGGAAAAAAGUUGUUGCAGCUUUUGGGGAGGAAAUCCUUCUUGAAAAUGGAGAAGUCAAUAGACCCAUGCUUGGCCAGAUUGUUUUUUCCGAUCCUGAUAAGCGCCAAUUUCUCGAUCGAUUAUUGGCUCCCCAUAUAUCCUCUGGAAUCUUUUGGGAAGUUGUGAAGCUGUGGCUGAAGGGAUACAAGGUUAUUGUUCUUGAUGUCCCCUUGUUGUUUGAGGCCAAGAUCGACAAGUUCACAAAGCCAAUUAUAGUUGUGUGGAUUGAUCCUGAAACACAGAAAAAGAGACUCAUGGGGAGAGACAAAUCAAAUGAGGAGGAUGCUGGAAACAGGAUCAAUGCUCAAAUGCCACUUGAUGUGAAGAGGAAUAAAGCGGAUAUAGUGAUAGAUAACACUGGAUCACUUGAUGACUUGAAGGAACAGUUUCAGAAGGUUCUAAUUGAAGUGUCAAAACCCUUGACAGGGACUCAGUUUUGGCAUUCCAGGAAUGGAGCCUUGGUCAUACUUGCUUCACUCACUUCGGGUCUUGUUUUGUGUAUAAAAGCACUUUCAUAGUCACUUAUGUUCUUUAGGGUAGCGUUUGUUUUCGAAGACAGGACAUAGAAACAUGGACAGUACAUAUUUAGAAUGUGUUUGGAAGCAGAGACAUGGAUACGGAACACAUUGUCUCCGGGACAGUUUUUUAUAUUUUUGUGUCCACUCUUCUACGAAGGACAACGAUGGACACGGAAUUUGGAAGAGUGGACACGAACUUUUUUAUAAAUUUUGUUUUCCUUUUUGUCCAUA
This is a messenger RNA of Arachis ipaensis, 2922 nucleotides long. The record is from RefSeq and is a predicted model, not a curated record. NCBI's taxonomy places the organism in Eukaryota, Viridiplantae, Streptophyta, Magnoliopsida, Fabales, Fabaceae.